AGAGGGAUAAUCAUAUUAUGUAGGGAGAGAAAGAGAUGAGGAGAGAAAGAGAUUGAAAUAGAAAGAGAUUGAGAUUAUAUUAUAUACAUUUAACAUGCUUCAGUUUGUAUUGUCACAUAUUCUCUCUGUUUUGACAUAUAUUCUCUGUAUUAUUACAUAUAAGAAUAUGGCUAAAAGACUUUUGAGCUACAACAAAACCAAGUUAACAAUCGCAACCCGGGAAAUAUAGCCUUUAAUUCAAACACGAAUUAAUUUAUUUCCCCAUGCAAAACCUGGAUUUAAUCCUUUGUGAAAGGCCGGAAGUUUGCAAGAUGUUUUACACAUUCUGUUGAUAGACAUUGCAUUGAAUUAUUGAAGUCUUUCCAAGAUGCAGCAGGUAGCUGCUACUGAACAAGGCUUUGUAGAGAUCCUGACAGUACGAGUUGUCAUGGUAAUUACGCACACCGAUCGACAGGCAGACAUUUGAUCCGUGACGUCACAGGCAUCUGAUUGCUAAAUCCAACAUGGCGUGUUUGACAGGAUGCUUGUUGACAGAUUUACUACUUUUAAUAACAGCUGACAAGUGAUGACUAUUCGGUCGUGACGAUGAAGUAAAGACUUAAUUUAUCAAAUGUGCACUCUGGUUAUGGCUGCCUCGUCUUCGGGAGCGGGCGGGGUGACGGCGACAGUGACAUGUCCAACGUGUGAUCACACCGUCCCGCAAGCCCCCGGAACAAAACGAACUAUCUGUCCCAACUGUGGCAACUUCUACGACCGCGAGUCUGCGGAACGGCCGCCUUCGUACCGGAGAACUCGACAAAGCAACCCAGCGAGACUGCCCAACUUGAGGGACAAUCCAGACAAUGGCAAAAGCAAAGGAGGAAGUCGACUACAGUCCAUUGCAAAUUUUUUUCAAAAUCUUGGACCGGUGCGCAGUUCAUCAUCAAACAAUUCACAGGAGCGUCGGCCCUCGGCUGGAUCCAACACUGGAGUGAAAUCUGAGUUACCUCCCAUUGCUGAUGAGAAGAAUCUGACAAAUGCUAAGAAGAAACCAUCUUAUUUACCAUUGCCAUCGGCAGGACCCACACCACACUCCAGUCCACUAGGAUCUCCGAAAAAUGACCCUCCUGGGCCUGACAAACCCCCCAGAAGUCCUGGACCUGCAGAAACAAUACAAACGAAUCAUCUGAAAAAUGCCACAGCGGAACAGUUAAGACGAGAAGUUAAACAAUGCUGUGAGUCUGGAUUGUGGCGAUCUCUUCACGACUUCUAUGCAAUGACGUUUGAUUCAUUCAUUGAACUAAAUGCUGCUUUCAAGAUUGAUCCAUCCCAAGAAUACAAGACGGUUGAGGAGCCUGGAAUCAAGUUUGAUUAUGUGGGAGAUAUCUACCACAUUCUGCUUUCUCUUCCCAACAACAUUCAGAAAGAAGUUCUUAAGGCUAUCAUAAACAAUUUGCUCAAAGACAAAAGGAACCAUGAUCACCGAAUAUGGCCGCACAGUAAAGAUGAUUUGCGAGCUUACCUCAUCUUGUUACAGAACCCACAGUUCACGUCCCAGUCUACAUACAUUAUAUUUGCUCACCUGCUGAGACAAAUUGCAGCUUUAUCAGACCACGACCACCAUUUUCUUGUACACUGGAUCCGAAAGAUGAAACCAUCAGUGGUGAAAGCUGUUCUAGAUCGACUUCACAAUUUCAUUUCUGUCCGUCUCUUUCCUCCAAAACCACAAGAUUUACCUCCCUUGUCGAAAUGUACCUGGUGGAUCCCAAGUGCCACAAAAGUGAUGGCUCUGUUUAAUGCAAGUAACAACAUGUUUACCCCGAUGGUUUCAUACAUCGACUUCUACAACAGCUCCCUUGAUCACCUGGACCUUAUGGCCGAGUACUACGCCUGGCAGAACCCGAAUUCUCAUUCAGGGUUCUCUUUCUGUCAGUACCCGUUCAUCCUGAGUAUUGCUGCCAAGAGAUCGAUACUGCAGAAAGACUCAGAGCAGCAGAUGAUCGUCAUGGCUAGAAAAAGUCUGGUGGCCAAAGUCCAGAGACGCCAGCUGCCGGACAUCGGGAUGUUGUUUCUCAACCUGACCAUCCGGAGGUCGCAUCUUGUGUCGGACUCGCUACAUGAGAUUGCACGUAAACAGCAGGACCUGAAGAAGAAGCUGAAGGUGACGUUCUCGGGGGAGCCGGGUCUCGACAUGGGGGGGCUCACCAAGGAGUGGUUUCUGCUGCUGAUCCGCAGAAUCUUCCAGACGGACUACGGGAUGUUCACGUACAACAAGACGUCAGGGGUGUACUGGUUCAGCUCCUUCCCGUGUGACAACUACCAGGAGUUCAACCUUGUUGGUGUCUUGAUGGGUUUGGCGGUGUACAACAGCAUCAACUUGGAUCUUCAUUUCCCGCCCAGCUGUUACAAGAAGCUGCUGAGUCCCGCGGUCGUUCCCUUCAACAACCCACGCGCCACUGUCGGCGUCGCUCCGGUGUCAUUACUUGACUUGAACAUGAUUCAGCCGGAUGUUGCGAAAGGUCUACAGAAUUUGUUGGACUAUGAUGGAAGUGUAGAGGAUGACUUUGGUCUGACCUUUCAGAUAUCACAAAGUGAGUUUGGAGGGCUGAAAACUAUUCCUUUGAAGCCAGGAGGUGAAAAUAUUCCUGUUUCAAAUGAAAACAGAAAAGAAUAUGUUCAAUUAUAUGUGGACUGGGUGCUGAACCGGUCAGUUUACGCACAAUUCCAGGCAUUCUACCAUGGGUUCCACAGUGUGUGUGCAUCGAACGCUCUCAUAAUGCUGCGACCGGAGGAGGUGGAGAUGUUGGUGUGCGGCAGUCCGACACUGGACAUGUCUGAGCUGAAGAAAGUCACCUCAUACGACGGCUAUACAGCACAGGACCAUACAGUCAAGUUUUUCUGGGAUGUUGUGUUGGCAUGGUCUCCAGACUUGCAGAAGAAACUGCUGCUAUUUACAACAGGAAGUGAUCGGGUGCCGGUCGGGGGCAUGGCGGAGAUGUCUUUCAAAAUCACACGCGUGUCAGGACAGGAACUGUUGCCGAUGGCCCACACCUGCUUUAACCAGCUCGUUCUGCCGGCGUACAAGAGUAAGCGGAUACUCAAACAGAAACUCACUGCUGCCAUUCAGAAUACCGAGGGCUUUGGGCUCGAAUAACAAGAAAUGAUUACAAUUGUUUUUUAUUCUAACUGCUGUGAUACAGGAUACGGAGAUAUUCGGAGAGUAACAUACUGUUUCUUUAUGCAUACAUGCCACAUGUUUGAUUGGGUCUCUAUUCAGCAAAAUGGCGAAAUAUGAUUCCUUUGUUAAUUAUAUGGUACAAUACUGCUGUGUCCAAAUAUCUGCAUAUUACAGACUUAUAUUUUGCAAAUAAGUAUGAACACUUCUUAGUAUGAAUAUUCAUGAUUUUUAAAUUUUUACUUGCCUUUGUUAGUUCAUGUGGUCAAAGUUGUUUUUCAUUUUUACUUGCCUUUGUUAGUUAAUGUGGUCAAAGUUGUUUUUCAUUUUUACUUGCCUUUGUUAGUUAAUGUGGGCAAAGUUGUUUUGUUGGUCUGUGAAGGUACAAUAUGUUGUAAGUGUUUGAAGAUGUUUUCACCUUUAUGGUCACAAAAUGAUGGACACAUAUUAGUUUUAACAGCUGAUUUUAUUGUAUUAUUUAAGACUAUUUUAUAUUUAUUAUAUAUAUAUAUAUAUAUAUAUAUAUUGUAUUUUACUUUUUAAUAAUCCACUGGAGAGAGCACUGGACAUCACUGAAAAUAUUUGGUUUGGUGUUCAACUUGAUUUGAGUUGUACUUUUGUCAUUCCUUGUUUUGUAAAAUGUAUUUUAUAUUACAGUAUGGAUGUUUAAAUAUUUUAUGUUGUUUAAAUAUAUGGGCAACAGUAUGAUCACAACUUAUUUUAUUAACAUAAUUUUGUUUAAAAAAUAUUUAUUGUUUUCUCAGUUUGCUAAAUUAACAGUUUGUUUGAUAAUUGUGGUUUUAUCAUUUUAUUUUAACAAUAUUCUUUAUAUCAUAUUCCAAAAGUAAGGAAAACUAGUUUAAUCAAGACCUCCUUCAUAAUUUGUUAUUUUGCAGAUGUAGUGAUUGUUAUGUUAGAACUCCCCAAGUGCACAUAGUCAACAUUAUGUUAUGUUCAAUUGUAAGUACGGUAGUAAUUUUGUAUGGUCUCAUUAAACAGUUAUCUUCUGGGUCCACCAUAGUUUCUAACUGAGAAACGGUCUACUCUACAUAUUCACUUCCAGUAAUUAGAGAACAUUUAAAAUGAUUUAUGUUCCUAAAGGCUCUGUUCUCGACUGAAUUUCACUGAAGAGAUCGUUUCAUAUUACUAGUGAGUAUUUAAUAGAUCUGGUGUAUUCCUAAAGUCUCUGUCCUCGACUGAAUUUCACUGAAGAGAUUGUUUCAUAUUACUAGUGAGUAUUUAAUAGAUCUGGUGUAUUCCUAAAGUCUCUGUUCUCGACUGAAUUUCACUGAUAAGAUUGUGUCAUAUUAUUAGUGUGUAUUUGAUAGGUCUGGUGUAUUCCUAAAGGCUCUGUUCUCGACUGAAUUUCACUGAUAAGAUUGUGUCAUAUUAUUAGUGUGUAUUUGAUAGGUCUGGUGUAUUCCUAAAGUCUCUGUUCUCGACUGAAUAUCACUGAUCAGAUUGUGUCAUAUUAUUAGUGUGUAUUUGAUAGGUCUGGUGUAUUCCUAAAGUCUCUGUUCUCGACUGAAUUUCACUGAUAAGAUUGUGUCAUAUUAUUAGUGUGUAUUUGAUAGGUCUGAUGUAUUCCUAAAGGCUCUGUUCUCGACUGAAUUUCACUGAUAAGAUUGUGUCAUAUUAUUAGUGUGUAUUUGAUAGGUCUGGUGUAUUCCUAAAGGCACUGUUCUCGACUGAAUUUCACUGAUAAGAUUGUGUCAUAUUACUAGUGUGUAUUUGAUAGGUCUGGUGUAUUCCUAGUCUCUGUUCUCGACUGAAUAUCACUGAUAAGAUUGUGUCAUAUUAUUAGUGUGUAUUUGAUAGGUCUGGUGUAUUCCUAAAGGCUCUGUUCUCGACUGAAUUUCACUGAUAAGAUUGUGUCAUAUUAUUAGUGUGUAUUUGAUAGGUCUGGUGUAUUCCUAAAGGCACUGUUCUCGACUGAAUUUCACUGAUAAGAUUGUGUCAUAUUACUAGUGUGUAUUUGAUAGGUCUGGUGUAUUCCUAAAGGCUCUGUUCUCGACUGAAUUUCACUGAUCAGAUUGUGUCAUAUUACUAGUGUGUAUUUGAUAAGUCUGGUGUAUUCCUAAAAGCUCGGUUCUCGACUGAAUUUCACUGAUCAGAUUGUGUUAUAUUAUGUUUCUGAUAGGUGUGGUGGAAUGAUGAGUCACUUUGGCUCCAUUACCACCAGAAAACAAAUAGAUCUAUACAGCCUGGGGGAAAUAAUACUGAGACAUGUCUGCAUAAAACUCCUGAUGUUUUGAAUUUUUUUAAAUGGUAAUCGAUAUCAGGUCCACAGAGAACAGUUUAUUAUUGAAUUCUUUAACAUAAUAUUGAUUAUGUCAGAGAGGUUGCGAGGAGUGAUAAGAUCUUGGGAAAAUUGCCACUACCAUAGCAAAAGUUGGUCACUGAUUUGACAUUUUGUCCACACUUGAAUGUCAUGCAGUGCAUUCCGUCCAAAUCGAUAUCUGUGUAAUGGAGAUUUGUGUAAAACCUUCAUGAUCUCAAAGUUCUGUUCAGUGACAAUAUUUUAGGUGACGCCAAUCUAUUCUUGCACUCUGUGUAUACAAGUGCAGUGAGUCAUUUCCCCAAUGCAUCCGGUUUACAUUAUAUUAUGGUAUAUGUUUUAAAAUUAUUUUAUUUCUUUCCAAUAAUUUGACAUGGGAAGUGAAUAUAUUUUGACAAAUAGAUACCAGUGCAUAUACUAUAUCUUUAAGGAUGGAGGAAGAAUUCUUUGAUGAUUUAAAAACAUAUUUAACACAACCUUAAUAUCCACUAUACCUGUGUUCUUAGAAUUUUGUUAUGUACAAAUUAAAUAACCAGUAAUAAUUUGUUUUAGAGCCAGAGAACAAUCCGUAAUAUAUAUAUUUACCGACAGUAAUUAGAUAUAAUAAUGUACUGUAUAUAUAUAUAUAUUAAUUGAUGUGUUUAUGUGAUUACCAUAUUGGUGUGAAAUAACUAUGCAUGUAUCUUUGUGAUGUGUUAUAUUCUAGUCUUGGUUGCCUUGGCAACUGUACUCCUAGUCAUUUCAGUCUUGUUUGAAAAAACAAAGCAACUACUACUUGAAUGUGUAAGCCAAAUACUUUUAAACUAAGUUUGAGUCAGGGGAAUAACGUUGGACAAUCUCCGACAACAAUAUGAAUGCUGGUUUCCCUUGCUUUUGUUGCACAAAUUCAGCUGUGUUAUUACAGUUGAUGAGGUUUUUAUCAGUUCAUUUUUGUCCAUCCUUGAUCAAGUCAAAAGGCAAAAUAUAGGAAUUACUUUUCCAAUGACCGACAAUGUGAACUUUUUUGUUGAUUUUUAAUGUUAAGUUUUAGCAUUUAUAUCAAUUUCUCACAAACUAUAAGUCUUAGUCCAAGGGAAUUUUGUUUAUAGUCUCACCUAAUGGUAUGUAGGUUCAUCUAGAUACUUGUUAAAAAAAACAAAGAGGGAAAAACAUUUAUUACAUUUUAAGUUUUAGUUGAAAUACUCCAGCAUUUUGCUUAGUUACGUUUCCCCCGUGUUGAGCUCCAUUUGAAACAACCUUUAAGUCCUACACAAUUGAAACAUGGUUUAUAGUUCAGUCUAUAAAUAUUCAUCUCAAUGCAUGUUAAAUUUUUUUUUUAAAGAACUAGAUUAAUCAUGAAUUUUACAUCACAGAUUAUUUCUUUUAUAAAUUUUAAUCGAUUAAUUAUAAAAACCUUAUUGAGAUGAACAUGUGUGAAUAAAAUUAUGAGCAACGCAGAAUCAGUUUAUGGUAGGUAAGACAUUUAGUUGCAUGGAAUUCUGGUAUGGAUAUUUUCACAAUUAAUGACAGUUUUAAUAUAAUGUGACACUUUUAUCAAUUAACAAAUCAUUUUUGUUUUAAUUACAACAAAUCAAGGAAAUAAAAUACUAUUGAGAUUUGACCUGUGGUAUGUUUCUAAAAAGAUUAACUGUGCCAAAUAAAAUUUUGUUUUGAAAUUAACUUUUAUAUAUUUUUAUGUUUGGAGAUCCUAUAAAUAACAAAGGUCUGAUAUUGUCAGGCAUUUUUUUUUUUUUUUUUUUUUUUUUUUUAAUCAGUUGGUUUUUUAAUACAACACAAACUUGUACUUUUUUUAAUAUAAUACAUACUGUUUUUGUUUUUUUAGUACAGUACCAACUUGUACCUUUUUCAGUUCCGUAAAGACUGAAGUUUAUUUUCCGUCCAGUGUAAACAUACUUUUUCCAUCCAAUUGUGAGAAAGCGGUACUAGUAUUUACAAUUUUGAUAUUAUAUGAAUAUUGUACUAUUGCUCAAGGUUUUGCAUCAGUUAAGACUAGUUUUGCUUUCUGAUGUAACAUUUUCUAUUGUUGGUGUGUGUAAUACUUUAAUAAUGUGUUAUUGAAUGUUGGUGAUUUUUCUUAAUUUGUAUUGUCACAAUGUUAUAACUAUAUUCACAUUUUAAAGAUUUUUAUUUUAUUUUUGUAAAACCGAAUCACUGUUCAUUAUUGUUGUUAGAUUCCGUCCAUCUAUAUGUAAAACUGAUUUGUGAUCAACAUGUUAGCCAUUUGCAUUUUUCAGUGCUGGUUUUUUUAAUAUUCAUAUUUGUAAAGACUUUUAAAAUUAAAUUAUUUUCUUAAUAUAUGUUACACGACAUUCAUUUGGAGGUUGAGAAUUUUUGUUGUCAUUAAAUAGUCUCAUGGUUAAGUUUGAAACUUCUUUCUAAGAAGCAUGACAAUUUACUCUUAGCAUACAUACUGUAUACAUUUGUAAUCAAACACAUAUUUUAGUGGCCUGCAGACAAAAUGUAAAAAGCCUUUUUUUUAAGAAACCGCUAUCUAACCGUGGCAUUGAACUUUCAUGACCUUGGUAUACCCAGUGGCAAUACCAUAUAAGGAACCAUUCUCAUGAUUCAGAUCAAAGACAGGAAUUGUUACUUCAGGUUUAAUCUCCAGUUACUCUUCAAACAUAAUGAAAUCUACAUGUUGGCUUAGAUUUUUUUCCCCAAUAAAAAGACGAAAAUCACUAUGACACACAUAUACUUUUAAGCUGAUUUAAAUCUUUUUCAGUCUUAUGUAGAGAGAGAAAAAAAAGACAGAUAUGGAAAUGUAAAUCUUUUUUGUUUUUUAAACUUUGUUUCUGAUGAUAUUUUUAGAUUGAUAUACUAAUGAACCAGAAUCUAAUUCAUUGUAUUAACAAGUACAAAUAAGAAAGAAACUAAUGUUCGAUUUAUUUAUUUUUCUUAUAUUAUUUUGGGAGAUUUGUAUUUAUACUUUUCCAGUCUUUUUAGAGCCAUCAUUGAAAAUAAGAAUAGAAACCUUUUAGUCGUUCAUCUGCAAUCUUUUUGAGGUCUAAUUUCAAUUAUCAUAAUAUGGUUUAAAGAAACAUAUUUCCACUGUGUUUUGAAUUUACAUUUAUAAACAGAAUAUACAUCCUCUUCUUGAAGGAGCACCAACAUUCCAUUAAAUGUUGGAAUAUCUCAACAGAAUAUGGCAGCAUGCAGACACGACUGUGGUUAAUUUUAAUUUCAUCAACAUAUAGAUAUACUGGUUGUUUUACUUUAGCAAAUUUAGUAUUAUCAGUGAUGCUUUAGUGGAGACCGUAAAACUGAAAAUUUUAAACAGUAAAACCAUUGAUAUUCACUGGCAACUAAAAUCACCCAGGAUUAUCCCAAUUUUCACACGUUUUAAAAGAAAUAAAAUAACAAUCCUACAACAUAUUCUAAUAUUAUUGCAAUGUUUUCAUCUAAAUUGUGUGACUGAUUUUUUAAUGGAGAUAAAAAAAAAUCAAAUAUUUUCAUAACCAAAUAUUUUAAGUUCUGGCCAGGAAAAUUAUAUUUGCAAAAUUUAUGACUUUCCAGUAUUUCCAUGACCCAUAUGAACCCAGGUAAAGAGACUGUUCUGAUUUUCCAGUAUUUCCAUGUCCAGUAUGAACCCAGGUAAAGAGACUGUUCUGAUUUUCCAGUAUUUCCAUGUCCAGUAUGAACCCAGGUAAAGAGACUGUUCUGAUUUUCCAGUAUUUUCAUGACCCAUAUGAACCCAGGUAAAGAGACUGUUCUGAUUUUCCAGUAUUUCCAUGUCCAGUAUGAACCCAGGUAAAGAGACUGUUCUGAUUUUCCAGUAUUUCCAUGUCCAGUAUAAACCCAGGUAAAGAGACUGUAUUUUCAUGACUCAUAUGAACCCAGGUAAAUAAGCUGUGCUGAGUUUUCAGUAUUUCCAUACCCAUAUGAACCAAAGUAAAUAGGCCAUUAUGAUUUUCCAGUAUUUCCACGACCCAUAUGAACCCAGGUAAAAAGACCAUUCUGAGUUUCCAUUAUGAUGCAGGUAAAUGAGUUUGCUGGCAUUGUAACGUGUUGGACUACCACUAGUACCAGAGCUUAAUAACUAAAAUUACAUAUUAAAACCAUUUUCUUGUUUGGAAUACCAGUGCCUGUAUAUUCAUGUCUGUAGUUGCUCACCGAUAUUCUAAAGAAGAAAAUAUAUUUAUUAUCAUGUAAUUUUGAUUGUUAACAAUGCUGCGUUAGAAAUGUAUAACAAAGACGACACAUUCAGGAUAUUCCCUUCAGUAAAUACGAUCACAUUCCUGUUAAGACUACGAUUACUGUCCGUAGAAAACAUGCAUUCUUCAGACUGAACAUUUGCUGUGGGUAAAAUUCUGGUUUUACUCCUGUCUGAUUUGUUGUACAAAUGUGUUGAAUAGGAAUGUUUUGCUAAACAAAGCUUAUUCUUUUGAUUUAUUUACAAUUGGUCAGUGGUGUCUCAGGUUAAACUGCUGCUUUUAAAUAUUUUAAGAACAAAAACUGAUUUUAAAUUCAAAUAGUUUUGAAACCUACUCUCCCCUGAUUUUAUGUGAAAUAGUUUUGAAACCUACUCUCCCCUGAUUUUAUGUGAAAUUGUUUUGAAACCUACUCUCCCCUGAUUUUAUGUGAAAUUGUUUUGAUAAAAAAAAAGAGAAAGAUUUUACUUUUAAUUUUUUUGAGAAGCUGAUUUUAUAUUCAAAUUGUUUUGAGAAUUUUUUUUAUUUAUUUACAAAUUGUUUUACUUACUUACCAGUUGUUUUGAGAAAAAGAUAUUUUAUUUUCAAAUUGUUUUAAGAUAAACAAAUUUCUUCUUGUUUUACAUUUUGUCAAAUGUUUCAAGCAAAUCAGUUUUUCUUGUUAUGAUGCUGCUAAUAAACAUUACAUCAGGAAGAGCCGUUUUAUAUAUGUUUGAUUAAUAAUCUUGUUAAUGUUUGUCUAAAAUACGACUGUCACAUGUAGUACUGCUUCUUGUUACUAAUAAACUAUAAGCACGU
Molecule: messenger RNA, 10378 nt
Organism: Gigantopelta aegis
Lineage: Eukaryota; Metazoa; Mollusca; Gastropoda; Neomphalida; Peltospiridae
Product: probable E3 ubiquitin-protein ligase HECTD2
Exons: 20
Coding region: 611-3133 (840 amino acids)
Biological process (GO): protein polyubiquitination
Molecular function (GO): ubiquitin protein ligase activity
Source: RefSeq, a predicted model, not a curated record